Messenger RNA from Malaya genurostris, 8144 nucleotides. RefSeq lists its product as uncharacterized. The transcript is spliced from 9 exons. Lineage: Eukaryota; Metazoa; Arthropoda; Insecta; Diptera; Culicidae. The record is from RefSeq and is a predicted model, not a curated record. Gene Ontology annotation, cellular component: nucleus. Gene Ontology annotation, molecular function: zinc ion binding. Bases 597 to 7952 code for a protein of 2451 amino acids.
CAUUUUCUCUCUCAAGUCACUGUCGUGUGGCGUACAAACAAAAAUUUACGAAAGCUGAUGAAAAAUGUUCAAAAUUGCAGUAAAAACAUUGAUCAAUCGUGUUCAAGUUUGUUUCACAGUGCGAAUUUUAUACCAUAUCGUUGUUUCUGGUAGGAAUUGUGUGGUUAUAUCCUAGAGUGGCCAUCAAAAAUAAUAUACAAAUUGUAGUUGAAGUUUCAUAGUGUGGUUCAGGAUAUUGAACGCCAGUCUGCUCUGUUCUUCAACUUGAUGUAUAGUAUAUACAUGCUCAGCAGGUACAAAGCAACGAGUGCUCUUGUCAUUGCUGUAGCUGUUCGACUUUAUUGUCCUGCCUAGUGUCGUGGUGAAUGGACUAUUAUUCAGUCCCUGUACAGUAGAGCGCACGCAAGCAAACGCAAAGUUCUUCGGAAAAAGGAUCCAUUGGGCGUUGCAGAUCCUACUUGUUUGUGGUAGUUUUUGCUUUCGGGCAUUUUAGCUGAUGGUGUUUCCGUGUGUGUUUCUACUUCGGUUUCUGUUCACGUACCACCGUAGAUAGGUACUGUGUGUAGUGCGAAAUUCUGAACGAUCAAGACUGCAAAAUGGAUACUGUACAAACCAGUGAAGAAAAUGUUGCAGUGCACGGCCAGUUGGAUGAAAAAAUUUGUCGAUUGUGUUGUUUGGAAGACCAGCAAGAACUGAGUUUGAUCUUUCCAGAUGGUUCAUCAGAUGAAUCUAACAAAUUACUUCUCAAAAAGAUCUUCGAAUGUACGACAGUGCAGAUCAUCAACGAGGGGGACGAUCAGAACGCCUCGAUUUGUCGGGGUUGCGUUGACAAAAUUGACGACUUCUUUACUUAUCGGGAACAGUGUAGGGAGAAUGAUGACCGCAUUCGUCAGCGGUCACACAACUCUCCUCAAAUUCGUAUUAAACAGGAGAAAGACCUUCAUCUAGACAUCAGCAUCAACGAACCAAAUCUGGCAUGUGAGGAUGAAUUUCUGCUGGAAGAAUCUUCACAACCUAGGCCUGCUUCCUACUCGACGACGACAGUGAACGAGUUUCAACCCGGGUCCGAAAAUGAACCAAUCAACAAAGAUGGAGAAGAUAGCUUGCUUCAACCCAUGUCAUCCCGGUCCAAUAAUACCCCCUCACAACUGAAUCACACAACGGAUGAGAUAACUAUUAAACGUGAAACGAUAGUGGAUGAUGACGAUGUAUACUACAACAGCGAUGGCGAAGUUGCGGAUGUAUCGGCAUCCGCCAAGUCACAUUAUCAGCCGGAAUCAGCAGAGAGUCAGGUCGGAGUUCCCGGCAGCAGUGGACAGAAAGCCCAGUACCGUAUUGUCAUGAACGCGAAUAAUCGCGAACGAUUGGUCUAUCAGGGAUAUUUGUACUGUCGCCACUUCUCCAGACGUGAUGGUUCGAUUCAUUGGAGAUGUCGACUUGGUGGAUGUCAGGCAGCAGUCAAUUUACACUUGGACGGAACGAUAACACAUGCGAAUGGUAAUGCACAUUGUCAUGCCCAAAAUGGGUUGGAUGAAGAUUUGGGACGCUCUGGUCCUGAUGAAGAAGUAGCUGUCGUCGAUGUUGAUGCUUCUUGUGAACAGUUUGGAGAAGAAGAUAUAUCACAAGAGGAAAUGAACGAUUCGGAACCAGUGGCGGUCAGUGCAGACAGUUUGCAAAUAGUUCCAAACAAAAAGAAGGGGGAAACAUUAGUGCAUCUAGGAUUCAAAUACUGCAAACGUUAUCUAAAGAUGGAUGGAUCGACAUUUUGGAAGUGUCGGUCCAACAACAAUAAAUGUUCCGCAGGCGUUUAUGUGUAUCCUGAUUCGAGAGUCAAAUACCAUGGCAUACACAAUCAUGAAAAAGUCGUGGAUGGACAGGAGGCCGAACUGGACAACUCAAUGGAAGAUGAAGUUGACCAGCCUUAUAUGAUCAUUGAAGAUGUAGAAGAUGAUGAUGAUCAGGAAGAAGAAACCGAAGGUUACACUGAUGAUAUGGCGACUUUAUUGACGAACAGUCUUGAAGUGAUGAUGCCUGGAGAUCAAAAACAAGUGAAGAAAAAUUAUGAAAUCACGACGAAUGUUAAGGGCAGAGAGUGUUUAAUCUAUGAGGGCCAUCAGUACAGCAAAGACAGAGAACGAGUUGAUGGUGCAGUAUUCUGGCGUUGUCGAAGAAAUUAUGACAAAUGUCGGGCAAUGGCUAUUGUUUAUCGAAAUGGUAAAGUCGAGAAAUGUGGCGAACAUUUCCAUGAAACUGAUAAACGCUAUCUGGAACGACAAGAGCUUGGCAAUGGCAGCAAGAUGUAUCGUAUAACAAAAAAUCAAAGAGGUAAUGACGCUCUGGUUUUCGAGGGUCAUCGAUUCAGCAAAGAAUGGUCUCGUGUUAAUGGUUCCAUCAUCUGGCGUUGUUCAUAUAAAAGUGGCAUAUGUAAGAUGAAAGUUGUUCUUAACGCCGAUGGAUUUGUUCAUCAUAUGGGAUCUGAUCAUGAACACGAUCACGAGAAAACGGAAGCACCAGUUACGGAAGAAUUUGUUACUGACGACGUUGUUGAGGUAACUGAUGAUUCAUUGAUAACGCCGGUACGUAGCCAACCUAAAUUGGUCAGUCAACCUGCGCUUCCUACAUGUCCGACCUUCACCCCCGAGCAACAGGCAGCAGGUGGUUAUCGUAUAGUUAAGAAUCGCAAAGGUUUCGAAGCAUUGGUUCAUGAUGGGUAUCGCUAUUGUAAAGUGCGGGUUAGACAGGAUGGUUCUGUCAAAUGGCUAUGCAAAAUGAAUAAAAAAACAUGCCGAGCGGCAGUUGAUUUGUUCCCUGAUGGAACGGUUACCAAAGCCAGUGAGUAUGACCAUAACCAUGAACGACCAACGGAUAUGGAUACAAUGGAAGAAGAAGAAGAUGUUGAUAGUUCCGGAUUUGAAACAACUUAUCCCAUUGACCCGGAAGUAUUUGGAAACAGCCAGUGGUAUUAUGUAAAGAACAGUAAAAACGGAAUUAGUAUGAUUCACGCCGGCUACCGAUACACUAAAAAGUGCGAUCGUGUUGAUGGAACAUCACUCUGGCGCUGUUCCGCAUCGCAGAGGGGAUGUAAAGCGGGUGUUAUUCUGUUCCCCAACGACACACUUGCUAUGGUUGAAAAUGCUGAACAUUCGCAUAAACCAUACGAGAGCGUUAAACCGACGGAAACCGAAAGCGACGGGACGGAAACUAAAAAAUCUGAUGUAAUUGAUAUCAGUGAACCGGAUGAAACGGUGGAUGAUUCCCAGAUAACCAUGCAUUCGUUGCUACAAACUGUGCUCGGUGGAGACGAAGUUCCCUGGAUGGGCGGUGAAACGGAAAGUGAACCAGCAUCUGAGUCCGUAUGGUUCAAUAGCUCCACUGACCGGCCUUACCCACGUCCAACUGGACCGCCUAAUUUCCGAAUUAUCAAAAAUCGACGUAAAACAGACAGUUUGGUUCAUCGUGGGUACCGAUAUUGCAAAAUACGAGACCGUCAGGACGGUUCAAUUUUGUGGUCCUGUCAAAUGAACAAGAAAACAUGUAAAGCUUCCGUCAAUUUGACAACAGACGGUCGUGUGGAAGUUAUCAAUGGAAAGCACAAUCAUCAGCAAACCGAUGUAGACGAUAUCGAGGAGGCACCAGCAGUGGAAACUGUAGUGGAUUCAGGCUCAGAUGUUGAACUCACCGUGGAAGAACCAGCAAAACCAAAACCAACGAGUCAACCUGAUAAGCACCCCGACUACUACUACAGUAUGAAUAAGAGCAAUCGCGAAUGUUUAAUCCAUAAGGGGUAUCGUUUUUGUAAACGAAAUGACCGCCCCGAUGGAUCGACGGUCUGGCGUUGUUCCAUGGGAGGAAACACAUGCAUGGUGGUAGUUACGAUUCAAGCGGAUGGUACGCCAGAACAGAACUCCAUCGUACACAACCAUAGACCUUUGGACGAUCUGCCACCAGAGAUUGAGAGAGCAGCCAAACCAACAGCUGCGGCGUCUGUCGGAAGUGAGACGAAUGAAGUUACAGUAUACAAUCGACAAGGGGACAUGCUUGAGUGGAAAGGAUUUCACUAUCGUAAAAUCAAAGAACUACCGGAUAGCUGUAUAAUAUGGAUUUGCAAAGUAGAUAGCUGUCGGGUAGCUGUUAAAAUGCUUCCGAACAAUCAGCUGAAGAUGCUGAGUGAAUCAGAACAUAAUCAUACAGCUCCAGGUCAGCUGUCGUCAAGUUCUGCCUCAGCUGCACCUAGCAAAUCUACGUCCAACGUAUCCUCUCCUGGAACCAAACAACGUAGUUAUCGACUGUUCAAAAACCAACGAGGGCAAAUGACACUUUUGUACAAAGGCUUCCGGUAUUCCAUACGCAAUCGCAACCAAGAUGGUAGCUCAACAUGGAAAUGUCGUGCUAAUGCUAGUUGUCGUGUUAUCAUUCACUUAAUGCCCGAUGAUCGCAUCGUACCUGGCAGCGGUCAAGUAGAUCAUAACCAUGAACCCAACUGGGAAACACCGAAAAGUCUGGAUUCGGCUGCACAAACUCGUGUAAAUCCUCUUUACGAUUACUUGAAUAUUAUACCAGGAAGCAGUUCACAGCCAUCACAGCCGCAAGAAGCAGUUCCGCAAAAAGAAGAUCAAACAGAUACAUCACAAAAUGCACAAUCAUCUCCAGACUCCAACAGUUUCGGCCGGAACGUCAUCGAACACAAGGGUUACUAUUAUCGGCUAGUGGUACGGAAGAAAAAUGGUCGCGAGUAUUGGCGAUGUGUUCACUUUAAAAAUCGUGCAUGUCGUGCAGCUCUGUUCUGUCGAGAUAACGGAGCGAUUGUUACAUCCAGCAAUGGCAAGGAACAUUCGCAUAGUGGAGGAGCAAAUGGAAAACCGUUACCUUCAAUGGCUGGUUCUUCCAAUGGAUACAAGGUUAAGGCUGAUUCAUCUGGUUUACCACUCGCGAGAUCACAGGCUCAACCGUCGCCGCCGGAAGAAGUUUCGUUGGCUCGCGGAGAUGAGGAACGCUACAUUGAUCACGGUGAUUAUGUGAUCGCUAAAAAUCGCAAGGAUCAGAAUACCCUGAUCUUCAAAGAUCGUCGAUAUUAUCUAUCAUACAACCGAAGUGAUGGGUCGGCUGUUUGGCGCUGUGCUCAUCGUAAGCGCUACAAAUGCUAUGCAUAUGUUAGAUUACGUCCCGACGGUCGUUUACUCAGCACAGGCGAACAUGAACAUUCACACUCGCUAAACAACUCUGAGCAAACGUCCACACCGGAGGCAAAGGAAACUAAAAAUUAUAAAAUUGUAAAGAACCGUGUUGGAAAUGAUAUCCUUAUACAUGAUAGUCAUCGAUUCCGCUUAAACUACCAAAGAAAUGAUGGAACAACGCACUGGAGGUGUGUUUGGGCAAGAAGUAACCAUUGUUCCGCCGGUGUUUACUUGAUGAACAACGGUGUUCUCAAGAACGCUGCCAACGAGGCACAGAUCAUACACAAUCAUCCUCCACCGGGUCAGGUGAAGAAAGCAGUAGCUGGAAAAGUUGACUCACAAUUGAAUGAGGGACAACAGACGUCCUCUCAGUCGAAAUCCGAGACAGAUGAGCAAAGCCGGACGAUACCAGAAGCCGAAGGCAUAACAGAUUACAAGUUCAUUGAAGAAGGAUCCAACAAGAUACUUGUGUGUCGUGGUUACCGCUACUGGUACACUUGGAUUCGCAAGGAUGGCAGUAUCUAUUAUCGAUGCGCAGAAGUUAAGCGACUUCAAUGCCCUAUGGGCACCUUAUUACUGUCUAAUGGUAAACUUAUACGUGCAAACGAACACCCUCACAAUCAUAAUCCGACUCAAUUAGAACCCGAGGAAGAUUUUCUAGGAUUUCCGACAGAAGCCAAAGCGGUAGAUGUUCCACAGCAGGAGGAAAAAGUGGUGUAUUAUCCUCCGCUUCCGAUUCCUCCUGAUGGUGAUGCCGACUACAAAAUUGUAAAAACAUCUCGUGGAGAAUCCUUGAUCUACAAAGGUUAUCGGUACUGGGCCAAGAAUCGACUUGCAAAUGGAAUUGUUUCACUAUGUUGUACGCGUAAAAAAAUGAAAAAAUGUCCUGCGAUGUUACGUUUACUAACAAACGGUAGAAUAAUUGACCCAAUUGGUGCCGGUCAUACACAUCCACCGAAUAUCGAAGGUGGAAGCGCCACGGAUACUUCUAUGCAGCUAACUCCAUUGUCAAUAGCACCGGUAUUACCAAAACCUACAGUUGUAAAGGAACCUGCGAAACCAAAAGAAAGUCAGCAAUCAGUAGCACCUAAACUGCCUCCUUUAUCGUUUAAUGAAGAAUCCGAGGACGACGCCGAGCAAGGUGACGAGUCGCUGAUUGGUUCUAGAAGAUAUGUCUUCAUGAAAAGUACAUCACAACGAAAUUUCAUCGUUUUCGAAGGAUUCGUGUACGAUUUCGAGCACAAGCAGCAUGACGGUUGCGUUUUUUAUCGCUGUAAAACUAAUGAAGCUUGUUCAGCGUCGCUGAUGUUGCUUACGAAUGGUCGAGUAAUGAAUUUAGACGACUCGCUUCAUAUUCAUGAAAAGCCCGAUCUCACCAAUCUAAGACCGGUCGGACGGGGAUCCAAAGAGUUCAAGAUUGUACAGAACAAAAAUGGCAGCAACAUAUUGGUACACCGAGGUCAUCGAUACACAACACCACGUGCAAAGACAGACGGUGCUGGCAUCUGGUACUGUCACACAUACGUGCCGACCCUCAACCGCCGUUGUUACGUUCCAAUAGAAUUACUUCCAAACGGUCGAGUGGCCCCUGUUAGUGAAAAACAACAUCAACACACAGCUCCAUUUAAAACGAAGCAAGAAACACAAGCAGCCCCAGUGGACGAUCCGAAGGACAAUAUUAGCCCUGUUAAAUCGGAGCCAUCGAGUGAGCCUGAGGGUAAAAGUGACAACCGAAUGUUACUGUUGGGAGGACACAGGUACAAUUAUGCUCAUAAAAGAGACGACGAUGCCAUACUUUGGAAGUGUGCUAAAAGCUCAUGUAAUGCAUCAAUGUAUCGGCUAACUGAUGGUCAGAUUGUAAAGGGUCCUGAUCAUAAUCACGAAAAAAUGGAUACAUCAGAUUCCGCCAAAAGCCACAAGCGUAAAUACGUUGAGGUUGAAACAAAGCCAAACAGUUCUAGUCCUAUCAACCCCGGCGACGACUCUGUAGCAACCAGAACAUCAAAGGUAGACACAUUCAAAAAGAAUCCUUAUAUUGGUAAAUCAAUUACCCACGAGGGCUAUCGAUAUGUUUAUUAUUUGACUCGGCGAGAUGGCUCCGAACAUUGGCGUUGCUGUCGUCGCAUCCCGCUAAAAUGUAGAGGUGGUCUUUUCAAGCAAGUCGAUGGUACACUGUCUCAUUCAAAUGAUGAAGGUCAUACGCACCCUCCAGAAACUACCGAUUACGAAGACACGUUGCCGGUGACAUAUACUGCCCCUGAUGAAACAUCCCAAGAUUCCAUUGAUUCUGCAGAACACGAGGAAUCGGUUACCGAACCGGCAUCUUAUUUGGACGACGAGGGUUCCUACGAUUACGAAUUGGUGGACGUGAAAGGCAAAAAACGAGGUUUUUACCUCAUUCAUAAAGGAGCUAUGUUCGUUACCGGACAUACGAGACGCGAUCGGGCACGUUAUUACAGAUGCCGAACAGUAGGCUGUCGAGUGGCAAUGCUGUUACAUCGAAACGGAUUACUUGUAAGGACAAAUGAGCACACCCACGACUGUCAGAAUGCAGUCAAGACUGAUGAAGUCGAGAGAACUGAUGUAGAAGAACAUAUGGAUGAACAAUCCGAAGAAAACAGCGCCAAAAAGUUACGGUUGGACGAAUCCGAUGUAGAAGAAGAAUCAAUGCUAGAAACAGCAGAUGUUGAACCGCUCGAUGCUCCAAUAACUAAUGGGAGUGAAUCCGCAGAAGUUGUUGUGGUUGAAGUCAAGGAAGAACCCGUUGAUGCACUGUAGGCUCGGCCGUACUAGAGAGUAGUGCAUUUGAAUUAUUGUAUGUAGAACAGUUGUUCUUCUUAUUUAAUAGUCUUAUAAGUAUUUAUCUAUUACCUUCUUAUAUCUAACAUACACGCAAAGUUGAUGUAAUACAUGUAUUUGGACCUGUGAGCAGCAAUAGCAUAAAUGGACAAAAAUAAAAGUAAAACUUAA